CAGCCAUUCAAGCUCACGCUCAAUGGGCAGAUUGGCAGGCGCCAACGCAAUUGCUCCCAAACAAAUGGCAGACGCCAUCGCCAUAAAUCCUCGUCCUCCUCCCUCCUCCUCGUCUCUCUCUCCAUCUCAGACGUGUCGAGCACUUGAGCUCGCUGUUCCUUGCCCUGUAGGCCUGUCUCUGUCUGCUUCCCCUUCUCAUCUUCAGUUCUUCCCCCUUUCGUCUGUCUGUCGCCUCCAUCUCCUUCUCAUCGCAUUUGCAGUUUUGCACUCGUGUGUCAAGCUUGCAUUGCACGGAGACCGGCGUUGGAGCUGGGCGAGCUCAAAAGAAGGGGAGCCCCAGGAAUAGAGACAGCCUCUCACUCUCUGCGUGCGUCUGUCACUCACUGUGCUCGGCUUGCUAUUUUCGGACAGACGCGGGAGCCGCGGGUUCUCGGGCCGGCCGUCGAUGGCGCCGUGGAGCGGCUUCUGGGGCGGCAGGGCCGUCCUCGCCGGCGGCACGCCGGUCGUCGUCAAGAUGGACAACCCCAACUGGUCCAUCUCCGAGAUCGACGGCGACGACGAGGGCGCCGCCCUCUUGCCCGGCGCCGGCGGGCGGAGGCGCCGGAGGAGGGGCAAGAACGCCAAGCAGAUCACCUGGGUGCUGCUCCUCAAGGCGCACCGCGCCGCGGGCUGCCUCGCGUGGCUCGCCUCCGCGGCCGUCGCGCUCGGGGGCGCCGCGCGCCGCCGCGUCGCGGCCGGCCGCACGGACGCCGACGCCGAGGACGAGGACGGCGAGGCGCCCGCUACCGCUACCGCGCCCGCGCCGCCGCGGCAUUCCUGCCGGUUCUACGCCUUCAUCCGGGCGUUCCUCGUGCUGUCCGUGUUCCUCCUCGCCGUCGAGCUCGCCGCCCACGCCAACGGCCGGCGCCUCGCCGCGCCCGCCGCCGUGUCCUUGGCCGCGCUCCACGCGGCCUGGGUGCGCUUCCGCGCCGCCUACGUCGCCCCGCCGCUCCAGCUCCUCGCCGACGCCUGCGUCGUGCUCUUCCUCGUCCAGAGCGCCGACCGACUCGUCCAGAGCCUCGGCUGCUUCUACAUCCACCUCAAGCGCCUCCAGCCCAAGCCCGUCUCGCCGCCGGCAUUGCCCGACGCCGAGGACCCCGACGCCGGCUACUACCCCAUGGUGCUUGUGCAGAUACCAAUGUGCAACGAGAAGGAGGUGACAAUGCAGCAUUUGCACUUGCCAUUGCGCCUAAAAUUCCAAUUUUUUCAUCAACCCACAAGAGACCCAAUUUUUUUUUAUCAUGCAUGCUGUUCAUUGCUCUGUGCCAUUCAGGUGUACCAGCAGUCAAUUGCGGCGGUCUGCAAUUUGGAUUGGCCCAGGUCCAAUUUCCUGGUGCAGGUGCUGGACGACUCCGAUGACCCGAUCACACAGGCAUUGAUCAGAGAGGAGGUGGAGAAGUGGCAGCAGCAUGGUGCGCGCAUCGUGUACCGCCACCGCGUGCUCAGGGAAGGGUACAAGGCCGGUAACCUCAAGUCGGCGAUGAGCUGCAGCUAUGUCAAGGACUAUGAGUAUGUGGCGAUCUUCGAUGCCGAUUUCCAGCCUUACCCUGACUUCUUGAAGCGCACCGUGCCACAUUUCAAGGACAAUGAGGAAUUGGGGCUGGUGCAAGCGAGAUGGUCAUUUGUGAACAAGGAUGAGAACCUGUUGACACGGUUGCAGAACAUCAACCUCUGCUUCCACUUUGAGGUGGAACAACAGGUGAACGGCAUGUUCAUCAACUUCUUCGGGUUCAAUGGCACGGCUGGGGUGUGGAGGAUCAAGGCUUUAGAGGAUUCAGGGGGCUGGAUGGAGCGGACAACGGUGGAAGACAUGGACAUUGCGGUCCGCGCGCAUCUGAAGGGCUGGAGGUUCAUCUUCCUGAAUGAUGUGGAGUGCCAAUGUGAGUUACCGGAGUCGUACGAGGCUUAUAGGAAGCAACAACAUCGGUGGCAUUCAGGCCCAAUGCAGCUGUUCAGGCUGUGCUUGCCAGACAUCAUCAGAUGCAAGAUUGCGUUCUGGAAGAAGGCCAACCUGAUCUUCCUCUUCUUCCUGCUCCGCAAGCUCAUCCUGCCCUUCUACUCCUUCACGCUGUUCUGCAUCAUCCUGCCACUGACAAUGUUCGUGCCCGAGGCCGAGCUCCCGGACUGGGUGGUCUGCUACAUCCCGGCCCUGAUGUCGUUCCUCAACAUCCUCCCAUCACCGAGAUCCUUUCCCUUCAUCAUCCCUUACCUCCUCUUCGAGAACACCAUGUCCGUGACCAAGUUCAACGCCAUGGUCUCCGGCCUGUUCCAGCUCGGCGGCGCCUAUGAGUGGGUGGUGACCAAGAAGUCCGGCCGGUCCUCGGAGGGCGACCUCGUCGUGCUGGCGCCCAACAAAGAGCACCGGAAGCAGCAGCAGCAGCCGGUCGCCGCCGCCGAAGCGAAGAAACCGCCGGCUCCGGUGGAGAAGAAGAAGAAGCAGCAGAAGCAGAAGUACAACCGGAUAUACAAGAAGGAGCUGGCGCUGUCGCUGCUGCUGCUGACGGCCGCCGCCCGGAGCCUGCUGUCCAAGCAGGGGAUGCACUUCUACUUCCUGCUGUUCCAGGGCGUCUCGUUCCUGAUGGUCGGCCUCGACCUCAUCGGCGAGGACGUGAAAUAAAAUUAAAACUGUUUGGUGGCGACAUAGAUAGAUGGAUGGUUGGAUGUAGCUGUAGCUUUGUUCAGGAUUAGAUCAGUCCUCUGAAUUCUCGUAGGAUCUGUAGAUAGUAUAGCUCUCUCCGUCUCUGAUCUCUUCUUGGCUUGUAAAUUCUCGUAGCUGCUCAGGGGUUAGCAUCUCGAUCGAUUCUUUUGUAUGAAGGAUGAAGCUGCUGAUGCUCGGUUUAGAUUACAACA
This is a messenger RNA of Panicum virgatum (switchgrass), 2889 nucleotides long. Its product is annotated as putative xyloglucan glycosyltransferase 10. Gene Ontology annotation, molecular function: glycosyltransferase activity. NCBI's taxonomy places the organism in Eukaryota, Viridiplantae, Streptophyta, Magnoliopsida, Poales, Poaceae. The transcript has 4 exons. The record is from RefSeq and is a predicted model, not a curated record. Bases 446 to 2656 code for a protein of 736 amino acids. Gene Ontology annotation, cellular component: Golgi apparatus.